Messenger RNA from Gossypium arboreum, 3471 nucleotides. Its product is annotated as receptor-like protein EIX2. The transcript has a single exon. Bases 207 to 3083 code for a protein of 958 amino acids. Gene Ontology annotation, molecular function: protein binding. The record is from RefSeq and is a predicted model, not a curated record. NCBI's taxonomy places the organism in Eukaryota, Viridiplantae, Streptophyta, Magnoliopsida, Malvales, Malvaceae.
CCUUCAGCUUUUAAGACCUAAAAAGUCUUAAAGAAUGUGGGAGUGGGGCUUUCUUCAUCAACUUUUGUUUGACUCAACUUUAUAACAUUUUAUGGAAAUUUAAAUUUCUAUCAAUUUAAUGCAUUUUGUUGAAGAAACUUACUUGCGCUUCAUGUAUUUUUUGUGUUUUAGCUAAAGCUUACUCUAUAUAUUUGGAGUUGUGAGCCAUGGCAAUUGCAACCAUGACUACUCCUCUUCCAAUCUCCUUAUUCCCUUGUCUUCUUCUCAUUCCCGCUCUCUGUUUUUCCAUUUGUCAUGCCAAUUCCAACCUACUUUGCAUUCAAAGUGAGAGAGAAGCUCUUUUGAAAUUCAAGAAUCAUCUUAUUGAUCCUUCAAACAGGUUAUCUUCAUGGGUUGAAGGAGGGGAUUGCUGUAAAUGGAUUGGUAUCGUCUGCCAUAACUCAACAGGCUACGUCAACCAACUGCACUUGGCUGCUCCUCCUCUUUCAGAGCCUGAUUUUGACGCAACACCAACUGAAUGGGAAGCUUACGAGCGGUCAAAACUACGAGGCAAAAUAAAUCCUUCACUGCUGGAGUUAAAGCAUCUCAGUUCCCUGGACUUGAGCAGUAACAAUUUUAGCAGCAUACAUAUUCCGAAAAUUUUCGGUUUGCUGGAGAGUUUAACUUAUCUUAACCUCUCUUAUGCCCAAUUUCAGGGAGCAAUUCCUCAUAACCUUGGGAAUCUCUCAAAGUUGCAGUAUCUUGAUCUUGGAGGUAAUGAUCUCAAAUCAAAAAGUCUUCAAUGGGUUUCUGGACUUUCUUCCUUGCAGUACCUUGAUUUGAGUGGUGCGGAUCUUUCUAACGCAACUGAUUGGGUACAGGUGACAUUCAAACUUCCUUCUUUGUUAGAGUUGCACUUGUCAGGUUGUAGGUUAGAAGAUGACCCAUCUUUCAUCAGUGUCAAUUCUACAAAAUCACUGGUUGUUCUUGAUCUUUCUUGGAACCGCUUUUCUUCAGUACCUAAGUCGAUAUUUAGUCUUCAUGGUCUUGUGUCCAUUGAUCUUAGUGAGAAUUCUUUGGAAGGCCCAAUUCCAGAUUACUUUGGGAACAUCUCGUUUCUUGAAGUUCUUGAUUUCACUAAUUGGAAUCAUCUCAAUUCGUCCAUACCCAAUUCCUUGUAUAGUUUAAACCGUCUUCAGUUCCUUAGUCUUAGUGGUAACCAGUUACAAGGAACAAUCUCAAGUGCCAUUGGAAACUUGAGCUCUGCUACCUACCUUGAUCUUUCAGAAAAUCAACUAAACGGCCAAAUUCCCUUGUCUAUAGGGCAGUUAUCAUCUUUGGAGUUGUUUGAUGUUUCAGAAAAUCAAUUAAAUGGUCAAAUUCCAUUGUCGAUAGGGGAGUUAUCAUCUUUGGAGUUAUUUGAUGUUUCAGAAAAUCAAUUAAAUGGUACUUUUCCAUUGUCUAUAGGGGAGUUAUCAUCUUUGGAGUAUCUGGGUUUUGGGUAUAAUCUAUUAGAAGGAGUUGUAUUAGAAACCCAUUUUUCUAAUCUCACGAGAUUGACAACUCUAGCAGCAUCACAAAAUCGGCUUAGAUUUGAACCAAACUCAAGCUGGAUUCCCCCAUUUCAAUGUGAAAGGAUCGAAUUGGGUCACUGGCAUCUUGGCCCAAAGUUUCCCCAGUGGCUAAAAUUCCAAAAGAAAUUGUCUUAUUUGGAUAUCUCCAAUGCAGGAAUUUCAGAUGUCAUGCCCACUUGGUUUUUGAACCUUCCCACUCAAUUUGAAUAUUUAAAUCUUUCCUCUAAUCAACUUCCAGGAGAGAUUUCAUAUUUGAAUGUGAGCAACUUUGUUGAUUUGAGUUCAAACCGAUUCAUUGGCCCAUUGCCAAGAGUACUCCCAACUUUACAAUUUCUAAUUUUAUCAAAUAAUUCAUUUUCGGGAUCUCUUUUUGAAUUACUUUGUAAUUCAUCAAGUAGAAAACGGAUGGAAGUUCUUUACAUUGAUAAAAAUCUUAUCUCAGGAGAUAUUCCAGAUUGUUGGAGUCAUCGCCAGGAUUUGAAAAUUUUAAAUUUGGGAAGCAACAAAUUGACCGGCGAAAUCCCACCUUCUUUAUGGCGUCUAAAUCUUACAAUGCUAAACCUUCGAAACAAUACAAUGUUUGGAGAAUUGCCAUCCACAUUGCAAAAUUCUCCAUACUUGAUUAUGUUGGAUCUUAGUAAAAAUCAUUUCAGUGGAAGUGUACCAGCAUGGAUUGGUGAUAAGCUCUCAAACCUUGUGAUUCUAAGCCUUCGAUCAAAUAACUUUGAUGGCCAUAUUCCUCAUAAAAUUUGUGAUCUUCAAUUUCUUCAAAACUUGGACCUUGCCAACAACAACAUUUCUGGAGUUAUUCCAAAAUGUUUUAAUAAUUUAAGUGCAAUGGCCACAACAAACAAAACCAAUAAUUUUGUUUUUGCGAAGGAUGUAGAUUUUUACUUAUUUUUUUUGAACGCAUUUCUGAUGUUGAAAGGACGAGAGGAUGAAUAUGGUAGCACACUAGGACUUGUUACCAGCAUGGACCUUUCAGCUAACACUCUCACAGGAGAGAUCCCCAAAGAAAUUGGUAGUCUCGUUGGACUAUUGUCUUUAAACUUUUCAGGGAAUCUCCUAACAGGAAAUAUACCAGACAGCAUUGGCAACAUGGAGUUAAUGGAGUCUCUUGAUUUGUCCAUGAAUCGACUAAAUGGUGAAAUCCCUCCAAGUUUCUCCAAUUUGAAUUUCUUGAAUCACUUCAAUGUAUCCUACAACAACUUGAGAGGACAAAUCCCAACAAGCACUCAGCUUCAAAGCUUUGACAACUUGUCUUACGUGGGCAAUCAUCUUUGGGGACCUCCUCUCACUAAGAACUGCACCUCAAAAGGUAUUCCAACUGACGUUGCAAAUAAUGGAAGUAGCAGUGAAGGAAGUAAAGUGAAUUCGCUUUAUGUCAGCAUAGCUCUUGGCUUUGUAAUGGGAUUUUGGGGUGUAGUGGCUCCCUUGUUUUUCAUCAGGUCUUGGAGUAUUGCAUACUAUCGAAAGUUGGACCAUAUCUGUGGUAAACUGUAUGUGUUUUGGGCUACUAUGGGUAUGUAGUUUGAUAGGAAAAAAGCAUGUAUAAUUGAUGCAUCUGAUCUAGGUGUGCUGCUACAUGAUUGUUUGAUGCUAAAAGAUUAGUUUUUGUGUCUGUCUACUCGCAUGGUGUUCUAACAAGGCGGCCCACUCGUUGGCAUAAGCGGCUUUGUCAUAUGUAAACCAUAUAGAAUGGGGUGGUUUUUUUCCUUGCGUCUUUUUUGAAGAUUGUUGAAAUUAUAUCUUAUGUUGAUACGAAUGCGGAUUACAGACAAUAAGUUUGGGUGUAUGGGGUGAGUCUGUUGGCUUGGGUUUAGUAGUCCGUCUCCUCUUUGUGUUCACUUUUAUUUUUUUAUUUUCUCAUUAAUGAAUUUAUUCUCUAAAAAAGUAGUAAUUUUAGACACAUAUAAAA